Blastocystis hominis is the source of this 1488-nucleotide messenger RNA. RefSeq lists its product as hypothetical. Lineage: Eukaryota; Bigyra; Opalinata; Blastocystidae. The record is from RefSeq and is a predicted model, not a curated record. Bases 170 to 871 code for a protein of 233 amino acids. The transcript has 4 exons.
GGUUUUUGUUGGGAAUCACUCGCUCGAGAAAGGGAUCGUUGGAACGAAAGCGAUGGAAUCGUAUCAGGCAUGUCUACAGCGAUUACUCAAGAAGACAACCGAAGCGCAGAGUGAAACGAAUGAGCAAGCUCGCCAUUUUGAUGGGCUGAAAAACGAUGAAUUCUCUGAAAUGCGCCUCAAGGCGAUUUGUAAGGGACUCGGGUUUAUCUACUCUGUAUCCAAGGAUGAAACGGCCUUUAAUACAUUUGGAAAUGAUAUCAUUCAAUGUUUUUACGAUCUUAGCAAGACUUCACCGGAGCCGAUUCGAAGAUUAUCGUUACAAUAUUUAGAAGUCGUAAAGAAGAAGUGGAUCAAUGUGCUCCAAUCUGGUUAUUGGAAAGCACGUGAGAAUCCGGAUCCACAAGAAGUCCUCGACGCUGCAAUCAUUUUGUACAGUUUGCAGUGUAUCAGCUCAGAUGUCGAGUUCGGCUCUGAGUUACAAAAAUAUGUGAUAGCAGAUAGUAGUGAAUCGAAAUACGGAUCAAAAACACGAAUUUCGGUCAUCGAUCUUUUUGGUUGGAAUGCGCGUGAGGAAUCCAUUCCGUCCAAUGUCGUUGAUCUCUGCACGUCCUGCCACAAGCGUUCUCCUCGUCGUAGCACGCAAUGUCGUUUUUGUGGGAAGGAAGUGGUGGUGAUUACUCCCUUCCGCGCUCUUUCAAACAGCUUAAUUUACUCGUUCUAUUGCCAGACCGCAGGGAUCGAGUUGGAGUGUUCGUAUGAUGAUUACCUGCGCUGGCUCCCUUCGCUGCGUCCUUACAAAUCCCCGAAAGAGCUUCCAUGGAGACACUUCGUGGACCAAUGUUAUCUGGUACGGUGUUGGGAUGGGUCAUGAUGAGAUCACGCAUGUCGUGUUCACUUUAUCGCAAUGGGGUUCGCUGCGAUUGCAGAUCCAGCAGCUCCCUCAUGAGUAUUUGUUUGUUCGAGAAUAUCUCCCCUUGGUCUUACAAAAACACGAUAUCCACUUAAUCGGCGAGUUCGUUGAAUGCUUGCGAAUCUUCGGCGUGGCCGAAAACGACUCGCUUAUCACUAGCGGAGUUCGCUUUUUACUUGAGUCCCAAAACCAGGAUGGGUCGUGGGACAACCAAAUGACACAAUUCGAUGUGGAUCUUGCCUAUGUGGCGUAUCACGCGACGAUCGUGUCGGUGCAGGCGCUGGCGCCGCUUUUGUUUUCGGGGUUUGGGUGCAUGAGCGAGAAAACGGAGGCGAUCGUGGCGAGUUGGUACGCGAGCGAGUUCUUGCGAGGCGAGCCGAUUUCGUUGCCAGCAUCGAAUCGACAAAAGGAAGAAGAAGAUGAAGAUGAAGACGAAAACGAAGAACAAAAAGAAAAAGGAAAAGGGUUGAGUGCACGGGGAUACAAAGAGGACGCGCGGCUGCGUGCGAUGGAUUGGAGCAUCGAGUCCAUUCGAUCCCAACUCGACGCAGCGCUCUGCGCGCACUCCAUGCGAGAGC